AUCGCUGGUGGAAAUUGUGUUGCCAUCCAACUUGCGCCAUUCACUCCUGUCAUCUAAAUAUUUUACUUCCAAGUAACAUUUUAUCCGUAUAGGAAAAUAUGAGCUAUGACAACUUCGAGGAGAUGGCUACUUUUGUGUCAUUUCAGUCUCAGCUAUCAUCCAUUAUGGAUACACUGGCGAAAACAGCAAUAUUUGAGAUUAGUAAACUUGUCGACAUCGAAUCCAGGGGUCUAAAGCAGGAAAUUUCUCGCAGUCAGAGAGAAAUUGCCUCUCUGAAGAACAAACUGCAGAUGAUGGAGAGCCUUAUCUGGACCGGUGAAGAACAUAAACGUAAUGCUGUAUCUGACGACGGUCUCAUAUUACGGGAACCACCGUUAGAGGAUCAUAACAUGAAAAUCUGCAAUGAUGGACAGUCUAGCAAUGACAUACUACGGAUGAAAGGCGAACGUAACAUACUCAACCCCUCUGAUGGAUGUCACCGUGUGGAAAAGAAGUCCACAGAUACUCAUCAAGUCAUUCUCAUCAAGGAGGAACCCAUUGAAGUUAAACUGUGCAAUAGCAAGUCUCCAGGAAUGUUGAGCAAUUGUGAAGAUAAAAUGAGUUUGGGGAAUGAUGAUCAUGCAAGGACUCUUUCAACUGACAAGCAGCAUGAAAGCAUUAUGGACACACCAACACUCACCACAAGCACCCAAGGGAGUCAGAUCUCUGUGCCCUCCUCUGCACAGCUCAAUGAGCAGGAUGGUGAGACAUCAGCUGAUGCACACCCAACUACUCCAGAGAGGGAUGCCUCGCUCUUUGAGUUCAAUUCUUGCACCAAAGAGGCCCCACCUGUGUCGCAAAUAUCCAGUUUGGCCCGAACUCAGUGGAACAGUGACCAAGGGGCUAGCAGGGGGGACAGGCGCUUCGUCUGCACCUACUGCAACAAGAGAUUCCGGUGCUUCAGUCAGCUGGAGACGCAUCAGAGGAGUCACACUGGCGAGAAGCCCUUUCACUGCACACUGUGUGGGAAGAGAUACGCCCAGAAAGGGCACCUGUACACCCACCAGAGGACGCACACGGGCGAGAAGCCCUAUCGCUGCCUUGUCUGCGGCAAAGGCUUCAUCCAGAAGUGCACUCUCGACAUGCACCAGCGCACUCACACAGGAGAGAAGCCUUUCCUUUGCCUGAGGUGUGGGAAAGGCUUCACCAAGAAGUGCAAUCUAAAAAAACAUCAGACUAUUCACACAGAGCUGAGUGGGGACUUUUGGGGAGCAUGCAGAGUUUCGGGGAGGUAGGCUCCAGAAAAAGGACUUAGAUUAGGUGUUGUGCUCUAACAGAACAGUUAGUAGUACAGAUCCCAGUAACCACUAAAGUCCUACAGAUCCAUGGAUUGUUAGCUGUAAUGCAAAGAACUAAUGCAUUAUGUAAUGCAUUGUGUUUACAUGGCUGUACAUGGCAGAAAUAACAUGUAGAAUGUAUGUGUAAUAACAUCUGUGUUUUGUACUUAUAGUAUUUAAAAUCUUAAACUGUUAAGGGUGUUGUUUUGGGAGCUAAUGCUGGCUAUUCGAUACAGACUAUGGCUAAAUUAAUUUAGUAGGACUCAUUGGAGAAGGUUACAUUUGUACGCUACUGGAAAAAACAGUAGGGUUCUCUCAAACAAUCUAGCUUAGGGAAUGAUCAGACAGGACGCGUUUUGUGCAGAGAGGUGCGCCUUUUUAUGUCGUUUCGUAUUAGCUGUAAGCGUUUUGCGCGCUGCUUAUGCGUACCUCACAUUUUUACGGAGGCGCCUCGACUUCAAAAAAGUUAAAAUCCAACUGGAAAAGCACAUGUGCUUUUAUGAAAACAUAGUGCACCUCGCGUUUUAUAACCGGCAAAGUGUGUCCUGUCUGAUCAUUACCUUUGAUAGCAGUCAUAUAUACAGUAGAUCUUUAUCAGGGGUGGCGAUCAUUGGGCUCGCCAGCAUUGUGCGGCUUAUGGCUAAAUGCAGUUCAAUAUUUGACAAUACUGCCAAUAAAGUUGCCUAUAUUUUGAUUAAAA
This is a messenger RNA of Alosa alosa (allis shad), 2016 nucleotides long. Its product is annotated as zinc finger protein 182-like. Gene Ontology annotation, biological process: negative regulation of transcription by RNA polymerase II. The record is from RefSeq and is a predicted model, not a curated record. The transcript is spliced from 4 exons. Bases 99 to 1274 code for a protein of 391 amino acids. Gene Ontology annotation, molecular function: DNA-binding transcription repressor activity, RNA polymerase II-specific. Lineage: Eukaryota; Metazoa; Chordata; Actinopteri; Clupeiformes; Clupeidae.